Molecule: messenger RNA, 5213 nt
Organism: Saccostrea echinata
Lineage: Eukaryota; Metazoa; Mollusca; Bivalvia; Ostreida; Ostreidae
Product: oxysterol-binding protein 1-like
Exons: 14
Cellular component (GO): intracellular membrane-bounded organelle; cytosol; membrane
Molecular function (GO): sterol binding
Source: RefSeq, a predicted model, not a curated record
CAUCAUUACAGGAGUGUGUGACGUGUACGAACAGCCAUCUUAUGAGAAAUAUCAAGGAAAACAUAUAAUUUUUUCAAUAAUUAAAGAAGUAUAGUUGUUGGCAUCAGGAGGAUGUCUGAUAAUCGGUCUGUACACCAGUCCAACUAUCGUGGCUGGUUGUACAAGUGGACAAACUAUUUGAGAGGUUACCAGAAGCGUUGGUUUGUUCUGCAAAAUGGACUUCUUUCCUAUUACAGAAAUCAGGCAGAAAUGGCUCAUACUUGCAGGGGUACAAUUAAUCUCGCAAAUGCAUACAUCCACACAGAAGACUCCAAUACAAUAGUCAUCUCCAACAGUGGCACCCACACAUUUUACCUCAAGGCAACUUCAGAAGUAGAGCGUCAGAAAUGGGUGACAGCCUUAGAACUUGCCAAAGCUGAUGCUAUCAAGCUUAAUGAACCUGCAGACAGUGAUGAAGAAGUAGAACCAGAGCCCGAUAAGAAUGAGUUACAGAAUAUGGUAAAAACAUUGACAUCUAAACUAGAGGACAUGAAUACAUGCAAUGAUCUAAUUGCCAAGCACGGCAGUGGUCUUCAAAGAGCAUUAACAGAGCUGGAGUCAAUGGAUAACCCUAGUGAAGCUGGUGGAAAACUGAAAGUCAUAAAUGAAAGAGCAACCAUGUUUAGGAUCACCACCAAUGCUAUGAUCAAUGCUUGUGGGGAGUACCUUGAUGUAGCCCAGAAUCAGGUGAAGAGACUACAGAAGAUUGUCAAUUAUGAACACGAACAAAGGAUGAAGUUAGAGGAGAUGGUGGAGCACCUUGCCAAAGAACAGGUUACCUUGGAAGCCAAAGCCAAACAAUCCAUGGGACAGGCCCCAAUCAAGAAAGGGCCUGGGGGGUCAGAUGAGGAGGACUUCUAUGAUGCUUUGGAUUACCAGGCUGAGGAAUUUGAAGUUGCUCUCCCUCACACUCAAACAAAACACAGAAGGACAGACAGUAGCUUAAGUUUUGACAGCCAGGCUGAUGAAAGAAGCAGUGACCUCAGCAGUGAAGCUGAAGAAUCCGAGGGACAGGAAGCCAGAGUCUACUCCCACAAGUCUAAACAGGGGGCCUCCAAACAGCCUACAGCAAGUGUGAAAUCUCGUGUCAAAAGAAAUGCCAGUGGAGAUAUGAAGAAGAAUGGGGACACUCAGCUUGUGGUAGCUAAACCCACCACAGUCCGAAAAGGAGCUCGAGUAAGACGAACAACGAUCCCACCAAAGCCAAACUACAGUCUCAAUCUUUGGAGUAUAAUGAAGAACUGUAUAGGAAAAGAUCUCUCCAAAAUCCCUAUGCCUGUAAAUUUUAGCGAACCAUUGUCCAUGCUGCAGCGUUUGACUGAGGAUUUUGAAUACUCGGACUGUCUAGAUCGUGCAGCAGCAUGUGAGGAUUCGGCUGAACAGUUGGUCCAUGUGGCAGCCUUUACAAUCUCUUCUUACUCCACUACCACCAAUCGUACCACAAAACCAUUCAAUCCUCUUCUUGGAGAAACAUAUGAAUGUGACAGAACAGAUGACCUGGGCUGGAAGUCAUUCGCAGAACAGGUUAGCCACCAUCCGCCCACAGCCUCCCAAUAUACAGAGGGCAAUGGAUGGUCAUUGUGGCAGGAAUUCACAAUGGGGAGCAAAUUUCGAGGAAAAUAUCUCCAAAUUAUUCCUCUUGGUAAGAAAGUGCAAACUCACAGAGUGUUGAUGACUUUGUAACCUCUAGAUCCUAGGUGCUGGUCCUGCUGUAUAGACUCUUUGCCUGACUUUAAGGUGGGCCAUCACCCUCCUUUGGCUGCUGUUCACAGAGAGGGAAGAGAAUGGAUACUCUACCAGGAGAUGGCUAUAGCUAGUAAAUUCAAGGGCAGUUACUUUCAAAUAACACCCCAGGGUAUAGCCCACCUUGUAUUUAAGAAGUCAGGCAAUCAUUACACCUGGAGAAAAGUUACCACAACUGUUCACAACAUCAUUGUGGGCAAGUUAUGGGUGGAUAACCAUGGUGAAAUGGAUAUAACCAAUCACAAAACACAAGACAAAUGUCAUCUCAAGUACUCUGCCUAUAGUUACUUCUCCAGAGAAAUUCCAAGAAAGGUUACGGGGGUGGUGACCGAUCAAGAGGGUGCUGCUAAGUGGGUCCUAACAGGAACCUGGGACAAAAGAAUGGAGGCCGCCAAGGUGGUGCACAUUGACGAGUCCAACAAAGGAAAGCCUGUGUUUGAGACGGGCCCACACAUCUGUAUCUGGGAGAAGAGGCCAUUACCGCCAGGAGCAGAGAAGAUGUAUAAUUUCACAUCACUGGCUGUGACACUUAAUGAACCGGAGGAAGGCGUGGCACCGACAGACUCCCGUCUGAGACCAGAUCAGCGGGCCAUGGAGGAAGGAAAAUGGGACGAAGCCAAUAAAUUCAAACUACAGCUAGAAGAAAAACAGAGGGCUGCCAGGAAAAAACGUGAAGCUGAGGCAGAGGAGGCAGCCAAAAGGGGAGAACCAGUUAAAGGAUACCAGGCAGUGUGGUUUGAAAUGAAACAAGACUCUAUUACAGGAAGUCCCAUACAUAUGUACAAUGGACGAUACUGGAAUUGUAAAGAGAAAGGCGAUUGGUCAGCUUGUCCUAACAUAUUCUUAUAGCUGGUGUGAUAAUUUAGGAAUUGUUUUAUUACCAAAGUAGCCAAUUGAUCAUGACAGAAGUCUAUCAAAAAGAGAUGCAGGUUUUAAUUGUGAUAUGAAAAUUGAAAAAAAAAUCCAUUGGUUUUGAUAUAUUAAGUAUUUGAUUAUAAUCAAUGUCUUCAAUUGUUAUGGUGUAGUCGAGCAAUGUAUACAUGAUUGUGUGUGUGAGAGAGAGGGUGUGUGUGUGUGUGUGUUUCUGUUAGAGAGAGAGAGAGUCCACUGUAUGAGUUGAUGGAGAGACAUUAGUACAAAGCAAUAAUAACAAGAUUACAGUGAUAAUCCUCAUUCACAUUCAUUCAUCCACAUAUUCUCAGUUGAUUUUGAUUAAUCUUUUACAAAUGGUUCAGUUCAUUCAGUUUGGUGCCAUAUUUUACUUGUAUUUUGUACUGUGUGUACAGUAGAUCCAGACUAUAUCCCUGGCCAUGUGUAUGCUGUACUGUACAGUAGAUCCAGACUAUAUCCCUGGCCAUGUAUAUGGUGUACUGUACAGUAGAUCCAGACUGUAUCCCUGGCCAUGUGUGUGGUGUACUGUACAGUAGAUCCAGACUAUAUCCCUGGCCAUGUGUAUGCUGUACUGUACAGUAGAUCCAGACUAUAUCCCUGGCCAUGUAUAUGGUGCACUGUACAGUAGAUCCAGACUGUAUCCCUGGCCAUGUGUGUGGUGUACUGUACAGUAUAUCCAGACUAUAUCCCUGGCCAUGUAUAUGGUGUACUGUACAGUAGAUCCAGACUGUAUCCCUGACCAUGUGUGUGGUGUUCUGUACAGUAGAUCCAGACUAUAUCCAUGGGUGUACUGUCUGUACAGUAGAUUCUGACUUUUCACUGGCCCUGUGUAUUUUGUAACUAUCCCUGAUCAUGUGUAGAUCCAGACUGUGUAUCCCCGGUCACAGAGCUCUGAAUUUUUAUUGUUACCCAACAUUCCUUUCUUGCCUUUGUUUUAUUUAUUCAAGUCUUUUUUUAUAUAUAUAAUUUAAAAGCUGACCAUUUUUAUGACAUGAAGCAGGAGUUGAUGACAUGAUAAUGUGAAUUUGUAGCAGUGUUGUGAUGUUCAUGUGGCUUUUGCUCAGUAUGCAUCAGUGCAUUACCUCUUGUAGCAAAUGUUUGUUUUUAUGCAAUGAAUAUAUCAAAGUUUGACUUUUUAUUCCCUUGAUUGUACAUAAAGCCUUUGUAAAUCAUUGAUUUUGUGUAAAUUCAGACAAGAAUUAGUAUAGCGUAGGAAAGAUUUGUGAACACAUGCACUGCAGUUCGUUGAUUAUGUGUAAUCUAUGAUAUAAUUUGGGAUUGCAGUAUUGUGAUUAAUAUGCAUUGCUUGAAUUAUAUCAUGUAUGUAUAUAUAUAGGAACAAGUCACAUUGACUGCAUAUUUUAAUUUAAAAAAAACUGUGGAGUAAGAGUCCUUUGACAGUGACAGUUUUGAUUAAUAUAUUGUCUGGUAUUACUGAUGUGUUUGUAAAUGUACGAGAAAAACAUUUUUUUCACAUUUUGUAAAAAUUCAUGUUGAUGGAACAGGACGGUAAGAUAGAAUGUUUACUUUGUAAACUCUUCAAUAUAUUAGUACAUUGUUGUUUGUUUUAUUGCUAAUAUAUUUUAGAGUGGUUUUAAGUGGAAGUUUUCUCAAUAUAUCACGCAACACAUUAUUACAAGGAUCUCUUUGAGAGAGAAAUGUGCUAUUGUAAUCUUUAAAAUGAAUUUAGUCAGUUUUAACAUGGGCAUUCUUGUUUUACAAUACCUUUAUGUGUAUUCAGACAUAUAUCACUAUAAUCAUAUCUCAGGAUUAAGUGCAUUAUGAUUUGUGUGGCCACUGGUUUCUGUGGAAAUGACUGAAAAAAAAACACAACAUAUUGAUCAAAAUUUUUAUCGAAGUUUUGGAAGCCCACACUAUUACAGCAAAUCAUGCAGUAGAUCUGACAUAAUCAAAAUCACCUUUUCUGGAUAUAUAUAAAUAUUACCUAUGUAUUCCCAUUGCAAUAAUUUUAUUGAGAAGCAUGUCAUCAUGUGUAAAAAGUUUCUCAAAGAAAAAAAACAACAAAUAACCGGAUUUUGUUCUCAUUGGUUGGGAUACUGUGACACUGUAUUACAAGACUUUGGAAAUCACAUGUAAACUUCAGAGUUACAAGGACCAUAUUUGAUGAAUCAUACAUGUACGUAGCAUGCUAAUCAGUUUUUGUAUAUGUCGGAUACAAGUGUAUUUUCUUUUUCAUUGAAUACCUGGGGUAAAAAUUCCAAGGUUAUAUAAUGAGGUAUGAUAUUGUUGAAAUGCCCAACUUAUAGACGUGUAUAAAAACGCUCGCUCUUUUACUAGUCAGCACAAGCUUGAGUGAAUGUUGUAGAACUCUGGUGAAUCUAUUUCACAAGCUUGAGUGAAUGUUGUAGAUUGUGAACUCUGGUGAAUCUAUUUCACAAGCUUGAGUGAAUGUUGUAUGUAGAAUGUGAACUUCAGUGAAUCUAUUUCACAAGCUUGAGUGAAUGUUGCUUCUCUGGUUAAGCUAUAUUGGUCAUAUUGGACCUUUUUGAAAUGUUAAAAUAAAUGAAAAAUAAAACACA